ACUGUUUGAGGAAGUUGGUGAAUUCACCUGUUGAGCGAAAGCAUCAGAGGAAGAAGUUGGAAGCGACUUUAAUACAGCACUGAUUCACCGGGACUAAACUCCGCUCCAUGGACAAAUUGAAGAGAGUACUCAGUGGCCAGGACAGUAACGACGACACCGACGUAUUGUCAGAGGCAGUGUCCGAUGCAACAUCCUUAGGAUGGGGCACAAGAGUGAAAGGGUUCAUUGCCUGCUUCGCAAUAGGUGUGCUGUGUUCAAUACUGGGAGUCUGUUUACUGUGGUUGCCUAGGAACGGAUUAGUACUAUUUGCUGUCUUUUACACACUUGGAAAUAUUUCAGCCAUUGGAAGCACUUUGUUUCUAAUGGGACCCUUAAAGCAGAUGAAGAAAAUGGUUGACCCGACUCGAGCCAUAGCCACUGCUGUAAUGUUGGUGUCUCUGAUCUUAACACUGUGCUCUGCAUUUUGGUGGAAGAACAAGGGGCUUGCUGUGCUGUUUUGCAUCAUGCAGUUUUUCGCAUUUGCAUGGUAUAGUUUAUCCUUUAUACCAUUUGCGAGAGAUGCUGUGAAGAGUUGCUUUUCAGUCUGCUUGUCUUAAAGAUGCCUGUUUCUGCUCUGUAUAUGCAUGUGUGUAUAUGUAUAUACAUACAUGCAUACAUACAUACAUAUGUACAUACAUACAUGAAUGAAGGUGAUCUGUAGGAGGGGAGAAUGUGGUGUCCAAAGCUCUAAUCCUAAACUCUACACUAACACAGGUGGGAUAAUUUGCUUUUAUACUGUAAGAAAUCUUGGUUUAAACAGCUUUCUACCCCACACGCUCCUUCACAUGUGGGUCAAGUUAUGUUUAACAGCCUAUACUGUAUCUCACAGUGUCUUAAUAAUGUGUGCCUACUGUUUUUUUGGGGGGGGGGAAAUAAUUCUUCAAUUGUAAAAAAAAAAAAAAAAAAAAAAAAAUUAAAUAAAAAUAAAUAAAUAAAGAUUUAGCUUUGAUCAAAGCAUCAAGAAGCUCACAGGAAGCUUACACCAUACGAGAGAAAAUAUGCCUAAAAAUAAUGAUGACAAAUGUUUGGUACACAUAUUUUGAUGGUGUUGAUACUGCGGGAGUGUGCAAACCAUGUCUGCCUGGGAGAUCGAUGCAUCCAAUGUGCCAUUUAUCUCAGGAAUCCCAGCAUUAUUAAAGAAGCUGUGGUUGUCUGUAACUAAUAGAAUGCUAGCUCAAUUGCAGUAUCUUAACUGCUUCAGCAAUAACUUGCAUACAUGUGUUAAUACUGUAACUAGUUAAAGAGUUGCAAUGCCUUGUAUAGAGAUGAACAGUAAUAAUAAUACUGCAAGGGCAUACCCAAGACUGUGCCUGGUUAAGAGAUAUGCAGUGUUGAAAGAGAGUUUUAAUUUCAGUUACCUGUAGAAAAAGAAUAAUGGAUGUUGAUGCCAAUUGUAUUGAAAGUGUCCUUCUGUAUUAGAUACUGGCUUUUAUUCCAACAUUUGGAAAAUGUAAAUAUAGUGAUCCUACUAACACAUAAAGAGAAUAUUUACAUUCCAAUAUCGGUAAUUUGUUACUAAUGGAAAAACAGAUUAAGGCAUUAAGAAUGUAAAUUUACAUUAUAUGAUGUAGCCAGCUAUGCAACAUCCAUUGCGCAAAGCACUAGAUUUAUUGAGCUUUUGCUCCGGUGAAGUUUGCACCACUUUAAAAUUACAAGUUAAAACAAAGAACAGGAAAAACAGCUGCAUCAGAAGUGCCUGCAGCUUUAGGAGACAACUUUUAUAGACCAUGUUCUGCCACUUCACCCCUUUCCUCCACUACCUUCAAUUUGGCCCCAACAUUAUUUCAAACUUCAACAUGAAAUGUGCACAGAAGUGCAGUUUAAAUCUACAGUAUAAAGCAUUUUGACAGUAUGAAUUAUAAAAACAGUUACUUGAAAUUAUAUAUAUAAUAGAGAUAAGUCAACAUAAUUACAAAGUACAUUCAGUUCUGUUUUAAACCUAGGUAUUUGGCAGUGCCUUGGCAAAAAAUAUACCACUUAGUUGAUGUGGUCUUUUAUUUAAUUUAUCGUAAUACUAAUUGCCUUAAGAAUUCAUUUAAUGUCAUACACUGUAAAUGUUUAUUUUGGGGAGAAAGGAAACAUGUUAUUAUGGAUCAAAAUAAGGGACUUGUGGUUGAGUGGCUGUUUGUUUAAUUUUUUUUACCUAUUGAAAAUUGUUGUAUUUUAAAGGGAGUUGUACUGUAAUACAAAGUUCUAUACUUGAAUCCCUUCUGCUACUUUACACUGUUUGAAUACUAACGUUUGUAAUGCAUUAUAUGUUGAUGUAUCUGUUUUAGCUUUUAAAUAUACGAAAGGUUAUACAAAAAAAAAAAAAAAUACUUUGAAAAAGUUCUGUCUUUGCUGUGGUAAAAUCAAGUUUAAAACAUGAGCCAGAUUCUUUGUGAACUGUUGCAUUUUAUCCAACAAUGUCCUUUCAAAAUUACCUUGCAGAGCAAACAAUUCGUUUUCAUAAAAUCACAAAUGAGUGUAAUCUGUGUUUCAGAUAUGUCUGCUGAAAGGUUUACUACAUCAGCUGCUUGCACAGAGUGUAUUUUGUAGUUCCAUAGAAUUUCAGCAUAUAUUAAAAUAUAAAAAAUGUUGCAAAUAAUUCAGUACUAUUGAACAUUUUAUAUAAUGUAUACAUUAUACUUGGAAUGGAUAUGUGAACUAACUUCCUAUAAAUGUUAAAAAAGGUGUGUUACAUAUGACUGUUGUUCAGGUAUCUUAAUUGGCCUUCGAUUUGCUGUUAAUUUAUAAUAGGCAUUAGAAUCUGGUUAGUGAUAUUUUUAAUUUGCAUAGUUCUGCAUAGCUCUCUUAUUUCUUUACAUGUUGUUUUUUCUUUGCUUCAUUGUUUUAUCAUCAUAUAGUAGUUUUAAUUUAGUGCGCCCUGACUGAAGCUUGUUCAAUCAACAGCCAAGAUUUCAUAGGCCAAACAGGUCCAGUUUUUUCUUUCUUCUACAUUACAAGGACAGUCAAUAUAUUCACCCCCAAAAAAAAACAAAAAAAAAAAAAUGCAAAUAGGCCAUUUUGCUUAUCCCUUUCAUUUUUAUCUGAAUAGGUUGAUAUCCCACUGCUUCUUAAAUAACCAAUGAGUGCUGGAGUUACUUAAAGUUCGCUUGGUAGAUAAUUACACAUUGUGCUGCUUCCUAAUUUAGUAAGCUUUUGUAGUUCAACUUUCUUUAUACACCAGAGCAGUACAACACACAAUGCUGCUUGUUAGACAUGGACAAACGGAUAGACUUUAACCAUAAAGAAUCUUUGACAGAAGAGGAGGGGGGGAGGGCAUGUGUGCAGUGUCUGGCAUCCGCUGCCCUCUUCUUGUACCUCAAGGCUGAGAUUUGGACCUGCAUUUUCCAGCAGGACUUUUAAGAAUCUUUUCUGAACCAAGAUGAGAAAAAAUGGUAAAAUUAGAGAUGUGAACCUCACUACCACAAAAUAAGAAUUAUGAAAAAGAAAAACAUUUCGAAAUCAACUUGCAACGGGCUCUUUAAAAGGUGAAAAAAAUUAAUUUGACAGAACACUGGUUUUCUAAAGAUGUAAAAUGAUCAAUCUAUUCUCAAAGAAAAAGACCAGUGCUUUUUGUAAAACAUACUUAAAAAAAAAAAAAAAAAAAAAUAAAAAAGACCAGCAUUAAGUUUCCGAUUUUCAGUGGGCACACGCGUCCACUGUUAAUAAAACCUUAAUCUGCCUUAAGUCUUCCUAAAUCCUCUAAUCUUUGCACCCAACCUGCUGCUGAUUAAAAGACUGAUUAGGCAGCUGUGUUUGCAAUAAUUCAAUUAGUACUGAACUAUUGCUAAGAAGCAGCUCAGCCUCAAUUGAUGACAGUAGUGUAAAUGGGGAGAUAUCUGGUUUCUGCAUCACCGAAGAACAUGCAGUGCGCUUUUCUGCUUCACUUGAUUUGGAUAAUGUACAGGAGGUGGAAAUACUGAUUGGGUGUAUUUUCUUGUGGGUGUCUUCUGACUUAGGGAGCUUGCUGUUUUGUUUGUAGGAAGUGUAGGGUCCAUGUGUAUACACCAGCAAAAUAAGAAGAUUAAAUGUCAUGGGCUGGCAAUCCAGUUAAUGUCCUAGCACCCCAGAGUUUCAGAAAGGAGCUACUAGAAGUCAGCAGAUGUGCUGUAGGGGGCUUAAUUAGUGCAAUGCAAACUUUCUGACACUCUCUGUACAGUAUCUCUGUACAAAAUGCUGCCAUAUACAUUUUAAUUAUUCUUGUACAGAAAUAUUCUCCUCUCCAGUAAAAGUAAUAUCAUGCUCCUCUUCGUCUGAAUAUUCUACAUCAAUGUUAUGUUUUUGUUUCAAGCAGCUUAAUGUUUUAUAGAAAAAAAUGAUGAUUAUCUUUUUUUUGUAUAUUCAAUUGAAAAUGGUUAAAAAUUAAAUUGAACUUCAUCAGGGCUUUGUGAGUUGCUGAUAUUGGAAACCUGUAGUCCUGCCAAUGCUUGCAACAACGGAUAUGAUGUCAAAUGUUUUGGCAAAUCAAUGUUUAGUGUUUAGAUAUAGAGAGUUACAAGACAUCUACGACCAGAAGACUUUCAAGAGAGACAAACUGGGAAUGGUGGGACAGAUCUUGAGAGGUUUCCCUUGACCAAGAAGAAUAUUGCGUCCUAUGAUGUUGAAUCUUGAAGAAUAAAGGAUGAUUAAAGAUCAUUGAUUACUUUGAA
Molecule: messenger RNA, 4673 nt
Organism: Polyodon spathula (Mississippi paddlefish)
Lineage: Eukaryota; Metazoa; Chordata; Actinopteri; Acipenseriformes; Polyodontidae
Product: vesicle transport protein SFT2B-like
Exons: 8
Coding region: 108-596 (162 amino acids)
Biological process (GO): vesicle-mediated transport
Cellular component (GO): membrane
Source: RefSeq, a predicted model, not a curated record